AAGAAGAAGCAGAAGGAGGAAAAUAAAAGAAAGGACUGACUGUGCAGCUGUUAGCAUUAGCUUCCGUGUGCUAGCAGAGAGGCUGCUAAUGUGUGAGUGUUUGCAGUGAGAAUGUGUUGAGUCCAGCUGGAAGGAGAGUUUGUCAGCGAGCAGUUAACUCCUGCUGGAGAAACAUUCCCAGAGUUUAAAGGAAGAUUAGAUCAGAUCGAGGAGGAGAAGAUGGAUGAUCAGCACAGACUGCUGGAUUUCACCAGGAUCCCCCAGAUCAUCUUACACCGGAUAGACCUCCUGCAGGUUGGAAAAGAGGAGGAUUUCUCUGAGCAGCAGCUCUGGAAACAGGAGAGGAAUUCCAGUUUGGACCAAGAGGAACCAGAACCUCUGCAGAUGAAAGAAGAGCAGCUAAAGCCAGAAGAUCCCUGGACUAAAGAGGAAACCAUGGAGCUCCCCAUCAGUGAGCAGGAGGAGCAGCUGCUUCUCAAGCAGGAGGAUGGAGACGUGGAAGAGAAACCGUUCCCAUGUCUGACUUAUGGAGAAAGCUUUCUAAAAAAAGGCCUUUUGAUGGUUUAUGUGAAAAGUCACUCAGGUGGGAAGAUUUAUGAAUGUCUGACCUGUGGGAAAAGCUUUCACUAUGAAUCUAUUCUUGACAGACACAUCAGAACUCACACAGGAGAGAAGCCCUUCUCCUGUUCCAUUUGUAACAAAACUUUUUCUCAGAAAUGUAGUUUGUCUUAUCACAUGAGAAACCACACGGAUGAAAGGCAUUACUUCUGUAAAAUCUGUGGAAAAACGUUAAAGGGAAGAAAUCAUUUCAACGAACACAUGAGAACUCACACAAAGGAGAAGAUCUAUGAAUGCCUUUCCUGCGGGAAAGGAUUCACUAAUAAAUACAAUCUGGUUCAUCACAUCAGAUCUCACACAGGGGAGAAGCCGUUCUCCUGCACCGUUUGUGGCAGAAGUUUUUCCAAAAAAGCUAAAUUGAAUUCUCACUUGACCACUCACUCGGAUGAAAGACCCUUUUCCUGUGAGAGCUGUGGGAAAACCUUCAAAAGAAGAACCUUUUUAAACAGACACAUGGUAAUUCACACGGGGGAGAAGCCUUUUAAAUGUUUGUACUGUGGAAUAAGCUUUAUUAGCAAAUCUGAUUUUAAUAAACACAUCAGUGUUCACACAGACGGGAGGCCGUUCUCCUGCACCGUUUGUGGAAAAGGUUUCGCUCAGAAAGGUCAUUUGAAUGAACACAUUAAAACUCACUCAGACGAAAGACCUUUUUCUUGUAUGAUCUGUGGAAAUUCCUUUAAAAUAAAAGCUUUACUGAAUAAACACCUGAAAACUCACACAGGUGAGAGGCCUUUCAAAUGUCCGUCUUGUGGAAAAAGCUUCACUCAUAAAGCUAACCUUGAUCGACAUGCCAGAAUCCACACCGGUGAGAAGCCGUUUGCCUGCACGCUCUGUGGGAAAAGUUUCACUCAGAAAUCUGGUUUGGCUGAACAUAUGACGACUCACUCAGAUGAAAGGCCUUUCUCCUGUAACACCUGUGGGAACAGGUUCAAAACAAGAGCUUCAUUCAGCAAACACACGAGGAACCACGCAAAGAAAAACUCUUCCCAGUGGAGAGAGAUUCAGUAAUACGUCUCUUCUUCAGAUUGGUGAGAAGCUGUUCUGGAGCUUCCUUCUCCAGGCGUCACAUGUUGAAUGAAUCCGAUCAAAUUAGAGAUCCAGGUUGUUCCAAUGCCUGGGCUGAGCGUAUCGCUGACAUCGGAAACCGAUCGGACUCAAAUGUUGAACCGUUUACUUUGUGCCUUGAUAUGUAACAUUUAUUUGUGUUUUUUUUUAGAGAUUUUCUUUUAGGUUCUUAUUGUAUUUUUAUAGUAUGUACGUUUAGGAAUAACGAUCUGAAUUCCAAUGGAUUGGAUCUCUGUUCCCAUUCGCUCAGGAACAAUCAGAAAAUGAAAGAUCUUGAUGUAAAUGCUGAAUGAUGGAUCAUUUAAAGCUACGGUGUGUCAUUUAAAGCUACGUGU
Cyprinodon tularosa is the source of this 2018-nucleotide messenger RNA. RefSeq names its product gastrula zinc finger protein XlCGF57.1-like. The transcript is spliced from 3 exons. Bases 220 to 1626 code for a protein of 468 amino acids. Gene Ontology annotation, biological process: regulation of immune system process; regulation of cytokine production; negative regulation of transcription by RNA polymerase II. NCBI's taxonomy places the organism in Eukaryota, Metazoa, Chordata, Actinopteri, Cyprinodontiformes, Cyprinodontidae. The record is from RefSeq and is a predicted model, not a curated record.